Eleginops maclovinus (Patagonian blennie) is the source of this 3728-nucleotide messenger RNA. RefSeq names its product adrenomedullin 2a (gene adm2a). The transcript is spliced from 3 exons. The record is from RefSeq and is a predicted model, not a curated record. Gene Ontology annotation, molecular function: hormone activity. NCBI's taxonomy places the organism in Eukaryota, Metazoa, Chordata, Actinopteri, Perciformes, Eleginopidae. Gene Ontology annotation, biological process: adenylate cyclase-activating G protein-coupled receptor signaling pathway; positive regulation of heart rate; regulation of systemic arterial blood pressure. Gene Ontology annotation, cellular component: extracellular region. The coding region runs from base 371 to 865 and encodes 164 amino acids.
CAUAUUCUGAGCAGUGCAGACACGAUGUUGGAGCACCUUGACUUGCUCAACUCCUCCCACUCACUAUUUAAACCUCAAUGAGCAGCACGCGCUCAGAUUCACACUGCAGAACUUGAUCUUGACCAACACGCCUGGAUUGCAUUGGACAAAAAUAUUGGAAAUAAUCCCAAUAUCUGAGAUAAAACUACUGUACCAAGAAGGUUUCCUCUAAAUAUCCUGACACAUUUGGAUAUCUGACUCUUGGGCACAAAUUUCCUUUUUGGUUUUGUCUUGUUUUUUUUUCUCCCCAGUAGUGGGAUUGAACUUCUCCCGGUGCCUGUGGUUGCCCCCUCCUCCAGAGAGGGAGUAACUGCUCCAGUUUUGGCCGGAGAUGCAGCCCCUUAUCCGGCUCGCUGUGUAUUGCAUCAGCCUGCUCUCCCUCCAGCAGCUGCUGGCUCUGCCGGCGGAAGAAAGUCCCGACAGCAACAGGUUGGACAUCAUCAACAAGCUCAUGGGUCAAACAGAGGAUAACACCAGACCAUCAAGAAGCCAGACUCACAACGACGUCGCCUCUCAAGCCCCAAAAUGGCUCCCCGGGUUCCUGAGACUCCGACCAGCUUCAGGAGUUCACACAUUCCCGCCAACUCUGGCAUGGGCACGACCCGGCGUCGCUUCUCCGAGGUUGCCCAGAGUUCGUCGUCACGCUCAUUCGGGAGCACGUAGCAGUCACCAUUACCCCCAGCACGCCCAGCUGAUGAGGGUCGGUUGCGUCCUGGGAACCUGCCAAGUGCAGAACCUCAGCCACCGGCUCUAUCAGCUGAUUGGUCAGAGCGGCAGAGAAGACUCCUCCCCCAUCAACCCCAGGAGCCCCCAUAGCUAUGGAUGAGAAACUCCCCAAACACCCCCAGCAAGUCUGCACUGAAAGAACUGAACCGUUGACUUUCACAUAACAAUCUUGAGUUGGUUUAAAGCAAUAAUAUGAAGUUUAAAUGAAGAAUAUUAGGUUCGACUUAAAAUUAUUGCUUUCAACCAACUUAACACAUUUAAUUAAAGUCAACAUUUCAGUUUUUCAGUGUGUCUAGAUCUCCAUUUAUUUAUCUUUUAAUGUAUUAUUGGUAGUUUUUGCAUUAGAUUUCGAUGUAGUCCUUGUUUAUUUAACUGAAUAUGUUAAUAAUACUCCCUUUAAAAAAAGUGUUGCCUUCCUAGUGUUUGUACAAAUUCAAUAUCCUCACUACCAAUGUGAGUUCUCCCACCAGUGCUGCAGAUAAAAGUCUUUCAAAAGUGGAUACUAGCACCAAAAUGUCCAAGUUCAUUGCCGAAGCCACUUGAAUUUCUAAAUUAUGAGUAUUUAUCCAAUAUGGCCGUCAUUUCCAGCCCAUAAUAACAGUAUGUUACACCAGAAUUUUAACAAUUGGAUCAAUUUAUGUGAUCUUGGUAUUUGAUUAUUUGUUUUGGAGUAUGGGGAAGUCAAAUUUUGAAACUUCUUCAGGGCUUCUUCGUGUAAUUCUAAACACUUGAAAUUGGCGGCCAUCUUGGAUUUUUGUGUGGCUUUUCAAAAGGAGUUUUUCUUUUGCCAUUUUUAGUUCUUGUCUCCACUUUUGAAAGAUUUCCCUGGUCAAUUAUCUGCUGCACUAACCAUCCGGACAAUCAAUGCAUUUUGAAGGAUGUUCAUUUCUUAGUUCUCCCACCCUGAGCGAUACAAUUAAGCCAACAGCUCUUCAGAUAAUAUCAUAUCGAAGGCUCUUCCUCAACACCAUCCUUUAGGUCUGCUCCUCCCUGAACACUAACCCCUCCAACAGUUCUUUGAACACCUUAAUGUGCCCCUGAUGUGGAUUUUGAGCCAUGUCAAAACCAAUGCAUUCCCAAAGAAAACCACCCAAUGAACCCCGGUCGCAGCAUGGACACUGACAUCCCAACAUAUCCCACUGGCUUUGUGUUUCAGGGCCACGGUUUACUUUCAAAAGCGGCCACAGCACUUUCUGAGGACCUAACCGCAUGAAAUCAACGCUGACAAGAGGGGCAGCAGCCUUGAGAAGGACUGAAAAACGCAAAGGAUCAGUUUCGCUCUGUGUGAGGAGCCAUGGAUCGAGGCUUUUCCCCCGCAGGAGGCCGAGAUAUUAGCCUUUUCACGUGAUGCAUACGUCAGGACUUUGAGUUUAAUAUCCCUUUAGGAGGGGGGUCCUCAGCUCAUAGGCAGUUUACCGUAAUUAAAUACACAUAUUUAAAAUAUUUCCCCUUACUUUGCACGACAUUUUAACAUGGCAUCUUAUUAUGGAAACUAUAUAAAUGACUUGUUUUGUGCUAGACAACAUACCUUCAUUAUUUUGAAUUAGAAAGUUCAACAGUGAUUUUGCAGAAGAAUGGAGAAAUUGAGUACAUUUCCUCACGGAAGUACACUUCUGUAAUGAUGUGCACCUCUUAUUGUUCGCAUGUUAAAUGGGUUUAAAGUUGUCGGGAAGUGCCCACAAAAGACUGUUUUAGGUAUGGCAUGAGUCCAUAGUGACAGAAAUGCUAGGUGUGCCCCAGCUCCAAAAUAUGUUUCCCGACAUUCCCCUCCAUCUAUGUUUGUCCGUCUCUGAAAUAGUGGCCGGGCGACGGACUGAAAAUAGCUCCAACUCUAAAAUUUGACAUUCCUUCUCUGUGAUUUUUAGCGAGAAACACAAUUAUGUUACAUAUUAUUAACCUUCUUCUGAACUUCUAUUUCAAAACCUUUCUCUGUUAGCCUUAUCCUAACGUCUACAGAAGGAAAACAGAAGCUGUGCACUUUUAUCCGGAUCAGUAUGGUAUUCCUAAGAGGGUUAGUUUAAAACUCACCAAAUACCUGGCAAUACUUGAUAAAUGGAAUGACUUUACAUGUGAUCUACAUCUUAUAAUAAUGUUUAUAUCUUUAAUCUGUGUCUUCUGAUUUGUCCCUUUACUGGCUCCCCUUUCCUUUCCCUUUCUGUCGAUAAUCAUGGAGGUCAGAGGUUGAAAUCCUUGCUCUUGACUCUAAUCUGUUCAAAGGCUUGCUGAGGUCAAACUUGCCAUUCUCUCUGCUGUAACGGAGCUAAUCAAUGUCUCCUGACGGAUCAUUAAAAGGCUUUUCAAAACGCAGAAACAAAUCCUGGUGGAUCACUUUUUUUUCCUUCACUUUUUAAACAUUAUUCCAGACACGUUUCAGUGCGUAUGUGUUGAGCCUAUCGGGACACUUUAUCUCCACUGUUUGAUCUGUGCUCUUAUUUUUUCUGGCUCACUUUGUUUUUGUGGCGUCAGAAGUUGCGUCAUGUCCAAGUUGUGUGAGCAAACUGUGCACGACCGCUAAUACCUCCCCGUAGAAAAAGAAACAGCUGUCAUGGCUCUCUGUUGCGAAGGAAUGAGUGAAUAGUCGUGUGAAAUGUGUGUUAGUGUAGAUUCAGGGUCACAGGAAAGCACUUUAAUGCCACAGCUGUCACUAUAGUUUCUUGUGUUUAAACAUGUGAAAGCUAGGCUUCCUUUAAUGUAAAUGUUGCCUCUGAGAUUGUCUGUGUGUGAAGACAUCAGCGAUGACUGUGAACGCUGUGUGCAUCAGCCAAACUAUUUAAAUAUGUAUUUAAGUUAUCUUUGUAUGUUAAUAUAUCUGUAUGUCACCAAAGACUAUUUAUCUCACCGUUUCCACGGUUCCCUUUCACCGUGACCUUGUGUUAGGAAACAAAGUCUAAACUGUAGUGAACAUGUUACUGUUUGUCGAUGUCCUUCACCCUGUAAAAAUAAAGAACUAUACUGUAAUGUGA